Paramecium primaurelia is the source of this 736-nucleotide messenger RNA. The record is from the annotation of a GenBank genome assembly. NCBI's taxonomy places the organism in Eukaryota, Ciliophora, Oligohymenophorea, Peniculida, Parameciidae.
AUGACUUAGAAAGGCAAAUUUAGAAAUGGUAAAAAAAUUGGUUAAUGGAAUAUUUUGAACAAAGAAGAUAAGAUGUAAUAAAUAUUAUAUAAAUUACAUUAUUAUAACCUUGGAGUCGGGGUGGAUCCUACGAUUUAUUAGGUUAUGAAAUAAAGAUUGAUAUGGGUUAAAGUAAAUGAGUAAUUUAAAGAUAAUUUCUAAAUAACUUAAAAGGGUGAAUAUAAAAAUGGUAAAAAGUCUGGUUAAUGGAACAUUUUGAUUAAAUAAAAAUAAAUGUAAUGAAUUUUAUAAAAAAUAUUUAGUGGUGGUGGCUGUUAUGAUGAAAAUAAAAAUAACAUAUAAAUUGGAAAGUUGAUUGAAGUAACUGAGUAAUUUAAAGAUGAUUCAUAAGUUACUUAUAUUGGUGAAUACAAAGACGGUUAAAAAUUGGUCGAUGGUUAAAUUAGAAUAAAGGGGAGUAUUAUUUUCAUUCAUUUUAAUAUAAAUUAAUGGUGGUGGAUUAUAUGAGGAAGGAGGUAAGUGUAUUAAGGUUGGAAAUUGGAUUGAUAUAAGUGAGGCUUUCAAAAAUAAUUCAUAAGUCACUUUUAGUGGUGAAUAUAAAAAUGGUUUAAAAUAUGGUAGAUGGGAUAUUAGGCAAAAAGAUGAUAGAAGAAAUAAUCAAAAUAUAAAAAUGUACAAAAUAUCAUAUAAAACGCUUAAUAUUAACAUGCGUUAGUGGCGGUGGAUCAUAAGACGA